AUGGCUCCAUCCACCCCCUCAAAAAAGGCUAUUAUGCCGCCCCCGCCUCCUCCUACGCCUCGAGCACCCUCCAAUGCUUUGGUAAUCCGCCAACCAGCCGGUCCUGUUGUCCCUGUCCUACCUGCGGGAUCUCAAGCAUCUCCAGCUGGAAGACCAAGACACACUGUCACCGUCCAGGUGAAAGAGGAGAGAGGUAUGACCUCUUCUCCAUUGACUCCGAGACGAGCUUCAUCUACCUUUCCUACUCCUCCGUCGACUUCCCUCAUCCCACGAUCCACGCGAUCCAGGAUCUUGACCCCUUCUCCCAGAAGGAGAAGAUCGUCAUCGACACCUCUUUGGUCAAGAGCUCAGUCUUCAACAUCCACGGCAGCAUUCAAGGCUAAGCUCGCAGAGAUUCGAUCGAGGACUUCAAGGACGAGAGACCCCCAUCCCGCAAGUGGAUCCUUCCACAGGGCAAGUCGAAAUCGCUUCGUAACGGUGGAAGAUGAUGAUGAGGAGGUGCAAUCUCGAUUCUGGGGUGGGGAAAAAGUAAGAGGGUCAACGGCAGACGUCGCCAUCGACCUGUUGUCAGACUCGGACGAAUCAUCUCCAUCUUCCUCUCCUACACCUUCCACAUGCCGUGGAAUGAGUGUGCCCCAAUCGCUCGUCCGCCCCCUUCCCUUCCCCUCAACUUUCUCGAAUGCGACACCUGGACCAUCAAAUUCCAGUAGAUCAGACAGGGCAGAAUCGACCUUUUCUGUAGCAUCUUUCGGAUCAAGUGCUACGCCGUUCCUCCGUGCUCCGACUUGGGACGAUAGCGACCAGCGAUAUGGUCGAACGUACCCCAAAGAUGGUCCACCACGGGAGGUUGCUCCUACCGCUGCUACGAGCUCUUUACUUUCAUCGCCAAUUCCACUCCCCUUCAUCAUGGCCAUUGGUAAGAUGAGUGAUCUCAUCUCAUCCUUUCAACCUGAAAUUCCUGAGGAAGAUACCAAAAGGGGCAACGAAGAAAAAUGUAUCAUGAGUGUGAAAGAGAGAUUGAGUAUGGUGAUGGAGUCAAUUCUCAAUGACGAGCUAACUCUGCAUGAUGGUGAGCUGAUGAAGAGGCUGAAGGAUGAAUUGGCAGCGAGUGAUAUCGAUUUAUCCUUAUCUGAUCUCUCCUCUGUGAUUAAAUUUUUCAAGUCCACUGUCUAUCAAACUUUGAAAUCAUCGAUUGGCGAGUUUAGGGAUGAUCAAAGAUAUAAAGGCAAUAAGGAUAGCAGACAGAGUAUGUGGUUUAUUGAUUUCAAGGUAUACCUGAAAUUCGCUACACCCACUCUCGGCGAUAAGAUCAGUAAGGGAACAAUGGAAACUAUCCUGCUGUAUCUGCAAGUGGCGUUGAAUGAAAAGGAUACCAUGAAGCAUAUAGUCGAUCGUUUGAAGGUCAGAUUCAAUAAUUGCAACAAGCCAAAAACCAUGAGACUGUUGGAUGCAAUGAUCGACCUCUGUGCUUCAAUCGUUAAUAUAGCUUUUCCGAAGUGA
This is a messenger RNA of Kwoniella botswanensis, 1500 nucleotides long. RefSeq lists its product as uncharacterized. The transcript has 7 exons. Lineage: Eukaryota; Fungi; Basidiomycota; Tremellomycetes; Tremellales; Cryptococcaceae. The record is from RefSeq and is a predicted model, not a curated record. The coding region runs from base 1 to 1500 and encodes 499 amino acids.